GGGAUCGGUGCUCCUGGAACAGGGCAGUGAGGGUCAGUGGGAACUGGGGUUUUUGAGGCCUUUCGGGACCUGGGAAACCCUAGGGCAGGCUGGACCGGGCAGCUGGGCCUGGGACUGGGGGAACCUGCCUGCUCAGGGACGCUGCACACCCUGGGCAAGUGGCUCUGCCCUCCCCUUCCCACCUUCACAGGGGGCAGCCAGGGAAGACUGAGUGGUGGUCUGGGAGGCCCCGGGAGCGGGAGCCGGCCGGGCUUGGAGGGACUUCUGUUUUUCUUUGCCAGAGGGCAGUGAGGCUCUCCAGAGAGCGCCAGUCCCAGGAACUGCCAGCCGCUCACAACUCAGAACGGCCCAGCUCCCCCCUGCCAUCUGUGAGGAGAGGCCACAAAAUGGAAUGGACUUGGGGCAGGGACAAGGAGCCAGGGAGGACGCUUUCCCACCCCCAGGGAGCUCAAGCUGCCGCUGCCAUGGUUACGUCUGCUUCCUGUUUGAUUCAUCUCAAACAGCAGAAAGGGGGGUGCCAGCUCCCAGCUCGGGCCACCGCUGCGUGGGGCUGUUUACAACUGCCCCAUGUGGGAUUCCCAGAAAGAGACUCCAAACCGGACAUCCUGCGGCUGCAAAAUACCCAGGUGUCAAGAGCUAAAAAUAGCUGCCCCAGGGCCCCAGGCGCGGGGAAAGGGGCAUGCUGGCUGCGGCGGCGGAGGGCCGGCCUCGCGGCCCUCACGUCCAGCCUCCUGCCUGGCCCACAGCUGCUGAGCCUGCAGAGCGGCGGCCCUCUGCCUCGGCCUGACUGGAGGCCUUUGUCUGGGCAGGUCCACAUCCCAGGCCGCUCACCUGGGAGCCGAGCCUCUGCCCGCCCCACCCGCCCAGCGGAGCGUGCUUUGAGAAAGCCUCAGAGGGACUUGGGAGCAUCUAAAGAAGGGACAGGGCAGGGCACCCGACCACCUGGAAGAUGAAGCCAGUGCGCCUCCAAGUCCCCAUCCUGUCGGUCGCCGGCUCCUGUUCCCACAUAUAGUGGCAAUCAUUUCUAAGAAUCUACAGAGUCAACAGUUGCUCUCCAUAGGUGAUUUGGGGGGGAUUGUCUUCAUGGGGGCCCAAAGGUGGAACAGGCAGCUUCUGCCCUCUAACCUGCAGCGGGGCUGGAGUUUGCCGCUGGUUCGGGUCUCUGGGGGGCUAUGGGAUUUUUUGAUCUUUCCCUGUGCCCUGCCGGGUCCUGCAUUUGCUGUCCACCGGCUGGCCUGUGGGAGUGGCAGUGCUGGGGAGAGCAGCAGUGGAGAGUAUUGCUUGAGAACAUGGAUUCUGGAGCCCAGUUGCCUGGCUUGAGUCCCAGCUCAGCCACUCCCAUGUUAUGUGCCUUCAGACAAGUUAUUUAAUACUGCUGGGCCUCAGUUGACUAAUCUAUAUAAUGGGGAUAAAAACAGUAACCACCUCAUAGGUUUGUCAUGAGGGUUAGGCAAAUUAGCAAACGUAGGGCACCUAGAACAACUCCUGGCACAUAGUAAAGUGUUAGUUUACAGAAGUUCAGAUGGAGGAGAAAGAGAAGAGCCUGUGGUUGGGAGAGUCGGGAUAAGAGAUGGGACCAGGAAUACAUCUGGGAGAAAGUGGACUGUGGCAGAUGAGGGGAGGACACACAGGUGGUACCAGACCCUGAAAUGCUUGUGCCAGAGGGAGGCUGCAGACUAGUUCAGGGGCAAGCAGUAUGAAUCACGACCAUUGCGGGAGCACCCGCUACGUGCUCCCUGCUUCACGCACAGCAUUGCUCAUCUCAGACGACCUCUUCCCAGUCCAUAUUCUUACCCUCUUAUUUCAGAGGCAUAGCCAAGGCUUGCCCAGGCUGCACCGUGUCCCUGGCUCUCCCUGCCGGUCACUGAGUGAGUCAGAGUUUGAACCCAGGUCCAUCUGACCUCAAAGCCAAUGUCCUCUGUGCUGUGGACCCUCGCUUCUAUCACUUCAUGGGGCAGGAGUUUCCAGCCAGCGUGCAGCCCACUGGGUUCUGGAUAAAUCUGAGUAAUAAGCAGCUUGGCGCCAAGAUAAUGAGCAAUAGAAUUAAUAACCAGCAGAGAAUUUCUGGAAGGGGAACACAAGAAACUGUUAAAAGGGGUUGAGUCUAGGGAAGUUCUAGGGAGUUGGAUGAGUGAGAAACUUCUGGUUUCAUACUUUCAGGGGCUCUUUGAAUUACUUUAGUGUCUGCAAGUAGUAUACUUUUCAAUUAAAAAAGCAACAACUGUGGGCUGUACCUUAAACUCCUUAAAGUGAGAAGCAGGUUUUAUUCACUUUCCCAUCCCUUCAAGACCUGGACCAGUGACCUCACACAGAGAGGUCCUUAGUACCUGCUUUUGGGAUCAACUUCUUGGGUUCCCCCCUGCACUGGUCUGGUCUGGCCUGGCUGUACCACUGACCUGCUGGGUGACCAGGACAUAGCCCCUUGCCCUCUUUCUUUCCCUCUCUGGGAAAUGAGAGUGUUGGCCUGCACAAUCUCUAAAGCCCCAUCAGCUCCUAAUGUACACUGCACGGUCCUCACUCUGUGUCAGAGAGUCAGGCAACCAUGAUGUUCUCUCUUCGGUUUAUUUAUUCUUGGACCUUCCUGAAGCCAUUUCACCCCCAGCUUUGUCUUCUUUGCCAGCCCCCCCGCGAAGUCAAACUUGGUCUGCCCACGUCAGGGGAAGCAGACCCGAGCUGAGGAGGGCAGGGGGGUGGAGGGAGUCCGCCCUGGACCCAGGGCUUGGCCUCUUGCUCCUGCCUGUUUUCCUCUGCCUGCAGGGCCUGGGUCUGCCUGCUUCUCCUUUUUCAGCUCCUCAGGAGACCGGGGAGGGGGACACAGCCUCGACAAAGACAUCGGAGGCGUUAGGAGGGGGCUUGUGGGUGGCGUUGCUCCUGGGGAAGCCCUCCCCUGAUGCAGGGCUGGCAGCACCAGGAGAGCAGGUGGUCAGGCCAGGCUCGGGUUUCCAGUCGCAUCUGCUGGACAGAUGGGACCCAGGUGAGCCCGGGUGCCCACUGCCCCAGUCCCCCUGGCACAGGCUGCCCCAGGCCCUGCACAGACACGCCAGGCCCUCAGCCCCAGCCCAUGGACCUGCGGGUGGGCCAGCGGCCCCCGGUGGAGCCCCCGCCGGAGCCCACGCUGCUGGCCCUGCAGCACCCCCAGCGCCUGCACCACCACCUCUUCCUGGCUGGCCUGCAGACCCAGCGCUCGGCGGAGACCAUGAGGGUAAAGAUAGAGCUCCCCACGCACGCAGCAGCCUCGAGCUCAGACCCAGCACCCCUCCCUCCCUUCAGCCUCCCCAGACCCUCGCCUCCGUCUCCAACUCCUCGCCCCUCCCUGGGCGGCCGGCCCUCCCCACAGCUCUCAAUGGACUCGCCGUUGCCCGAGUUGCAGGUGGGGCAGCAGGAGCAAGAGCUGCGGCAGCUUCUCAAUAAGGACAAGAGCAAGCGAAGUGCUGUAGCCAGCAGUGUGGUCAAGCAGAAGCUGGCAGAGGUGAUUCUGAAGAAACAGCAGGCAGCCUUAGAGAGGACGGUCCAUCCCAAUAGCCCCAGCGUUCCCUACAGAACUCUCGAGCCCUUGGAGACAGAAGGAACUGCCCGUUCCAUGCUCAGCAGCUUCCUGCCUCCUGUUCCCAGCCUGCCCAGCGACCCCCCAGAACACUUCCCUCUGCGUAAGACAGUCUCUGAGCCCAACCUGAAGCUGCGCUACAAGCCCAAAAAGUCCCUGGAGCGGAGGAAGAACCCGCUGCUGCGGAAGGAGAGCGCCCCGCCCAGCCUCCGACGGCGGCCGGCAGAGACCCUCGGCGACUCCUCCCCCAGUAGUAGCAGCACACCGGCGUCAGGGUGCAGCUCCCCCAAUGACAGCGAGCACGGCCCCAACCCGGUCCUGGGCUCCGAGGCGCUCUUGGGCCAGCGGCUGCGGCUGCAGGAGACCUCUCUGGCCCCGUUCGCCUUGCUGCCCACAAUCACGCUGGGGCUGCCCGCCCCUGCCAGGGCUGAUGGUGACCGCAGGACCCAUCCGACUCUGGGUCCUCGGGGACCAGUCCUGGCGAGCCCCCAUGCUCCCCUCUUCCUGCCCCAUGGCCUGGAGCCCGAGGCUGGAGGCCCCCUGCCCUCUCGCCUGCAGCCCAUUCUCCUCCUGGAUCCUUCGGUCUCUCACGCCCCCCUGCUGACUGUGCCCGGGCUUGGGCCCCUGCCCUUCCACUUUGCCCAGUCCUUACUGACCGCCGAGCGGCCCUCCGGGUCAGGCCUCCACCGGCCGCUGAGCCGGACCCGCUCAGAGCCCCUGCCCCCAAGCGCCACUGCCCCCCCACUGCUGGGCCCCCUGCAGCCCCGCCUGGAGCGGCUCAAACCUCAUGUCCAGCUCAUCAAGAGGCCAGCCAAGCCUAGUGAGAAGCCCCGACUGCAGCAGAUACCCUCGGCUGAGGACCUCGAGACAGACGGCGGGGGAGUGGGGCCACUGGGGGAUGACGGCCUGGAACACAGGGAGUCCAGCCAUGGGCAGCAUGAGGCCCGAGGCCCGAUUCCUCUCCAGCAGCACCAGCAGGUGUACCUCUGGGAGCAGCAGCGACUGGCCGGGCGGCUCCCCCGGGGAGCCACUGGGGACUCGGUGCUGCCUCCCCUGGCCCAGGGCGGCCACCGGCCUCUGUCCAGGGCUCAGUCGUCCCCAGCCGCACCUGCCUCACUGCCAACCCCAGAGCCCACCAGCCAGGCCCGUGUCCUGCCCAGCUCAGAGACCCCUGCCCGGACCCUGCCCUUCACCACAGGGCUGGUCUAUGACUCAGUAAUGCUGAAGCACCAGUGCUCCUGCGGAGACAACAGCAGGCACCCGGAGCACGCAGGCCGCAUCCAGAGCAUCUGGUCCCGGCUGCUGGAGCGGGGGCUCCGGAGCCAGUGUGAGUCUCUACGGGGCCGGAAGGCCUCCCUGGAGGAGCUGCAGUCUGUGCACUCGGAGCGGCACGUGCUCCUCUACGGCACCAACCCGCUCAGCCGCCUCAAACUGGAUAAUGGGAAGCUGGCAGGGCUCCUGGCACAGCGGAUGUUCGUGAUGCUGCCCUGCGGUGGCGUUGGGGUGGAUACCGACACCAUCUGGAACGAGCUGCACUCCUCCAAUGCGGCCCGCUGGGCUGCCGGCAGCGUCACUGACCUCGCCUUCAAAGUGGCGUCCCGAGAGCUAAAGAACGGUUUUGCUGUUGUUCGGCCCCCAGGACACCACGCAGACCAUUCCACAGCCAUGGGCUUCUGCUUCUUUAACUCAGUGGCCAUCGCCUGCCGGCAGCUGCAACAACAGGGCAAGGCCAGCAAGAUCCUCAUCGUGGACUGGGACGUUCACCAUGGCAACGGCACACAGCAGACCUUCUACCAGGACCCCAGCGUGCUCUACAUCUCCCUUCAUCGCCAUGACGAUGGCAACUUCUUCCCAGGCAGUGGGGCUGUGGAUGAGGUGGGAGCUGGCAGUGGUGAGGGCUUCAAUGUCAAUGUGGCCUGGGCUGGAGGUCUGGACCCCCCAGUGGGGGAUCCUGAGUACCUGGCCGCCUUCAGGAUAGUCGUGAUGCCCAUCGCCCGGGAGUUCUCUCCGGACCUGGUCCUGGUGUCGGCUGGGUUUGAUGCUGCCGAGGGCCACCCACCCCCCCUGGGUGGCUACCAUGUUUCCGCCAAAUGUUUUGGGUACAUGACGCAGCAGUUGAUGAGCUUGGCGGGAGGUGCGGUGGUGCUGGCCCUGGAGGGUGGCCAUGACCUCACAGCCAUCUGUGACGCCUCUGAGGCCUGUGUGGCUGCUCUUCUAGGCAACAAGGUGGAUCCCCUCUCAGAAGAAGGCUGGAAACAGAAACCCAACCUCAAUGCCAUCCGCUCUCUGGAAGCUGUGAUCCGGGUGCACAGUGAAUACUGGGGCUGCAUGCAGCGCCUGGCCUCCUGUCCAGACUCCUGGGUGCCCAGGGUGCCAGGGGCCGAUGCAGAAGAGGUGGAGGCAGUAACUGCACUGGCAUCCCUCUCCGUGGGCAUCCUGACUGAAGAGCGGACCUCAGAGCAGCUGGUGGAGGAGGAAGAACCCAUGAAUCUUUAGGCUACAGGACGGAUCUGCCCCCCCGCCGCGCCCCGCCCCGCCCUGCCCUUCGGACCUGGUUCUCUUCCAACCUCUGGCAACAGUACCCGUUCCCGGGGUCUUCAGAGAUCCUUCGGGCAGGUAGUCGGGGCCAGAGAACAGCCUCUUGACAGUCACCCCAAGGAGCCUGGGAAGGCCCCUGGGUCUAGCAUAGGGACCAAAGAAGACCCUGACAGGAGGCCGGCCGGCUGCGUAGCCAGCCGGGCCCCAGUAGGGCUCUCCCCGAAGCACAGUCUACCCCUCUGGGGUCUGGGCCCCUAGCUGGGCCCCCGAUCCUCAGGCCUGCACAGAGGGGGACUGGCACAGCCGGGCCCGCUCACAACCACUAUUCCUGGUUCUGUAGACCCCCGACUUUGCACACAGCCCCAGGCUCCACACAGAAAUGUGAACUUGGCCUCCGCCAGAGUGGCCCUUCCUAGGCUCUGGGGGAGGGAGGGUGGCUGGGUAGGAGGAGCAAAGGGGUCCCAUAUCCCUGAGUGCAGGGGAGUCCCUCCUCUCCUGCUUCCUCGGAUGACUCUGGAAGCUUCCUCCCCACCACUGGGCAGUGAGACAAGGCUCCCUCUGAGAGCAGUCAUCGGCAGGCCUCCCAUCUGGUCCCUGCCCCUGCCAGAGGCCACCUGCGUCAACCAUCUCAGGGCUCUGGUGGAGCAGACAGGUGCUCCUGGAGUUCUUUGCUUCCUGAUCCAAUGGUGCCAAACCCUUCAUCUCCCCUCAGAAGCACAGCAUGACCCCCAGGGACCCCUCAGUAGUCACCACCCCCCUCUGUGAGCCUUCUCUUUCUGGGGUCUCCCCCACCCCAGCUGACUCCUGCCCUACAUAGGACUAGCUUGGCUGAGGGGAAAGGGGGUGGGAGAGUGAAUGGAAGACAUGGGGGAGGGGAGGCUGCCCUGGCAAAGACUUCGAGGCUUCUGGGGUCCAGGCCUGGGGCCAAGAAGGAAAGUGUGCGUGUGUGUGUG
This is a messenger RNA of Physeter macrocephalus (sperm whale), 7035 nucleotides long. RefSeq names its product histone deacetylase 7 (gene HDAC7). Gene Ontology annotation, cellular component: histone deacetylase complex. Bases 2891 to 6040 code for a protein of 1049 amino acids. The record is from RefSeq and is a predicted model, not a curated record. Gene Ontology annotation, biological process: negative regulation of transcription by RNA polymerase II. Gene Ontology annotation, molecular function: histone deacetylase activity; transcription factor binding. The transcript has 25 exons. NCBI's taxonomy places the organism in Eukaryota, Metazoa, Chordata, Mammalia, Artiodactyla, Physeteridae.